AUGGAGAACUUGACUGUGCUCCAUGCAAAUGUUACCCAGUCAACCUUCACUUUGACUGCAGUCACUGUAUUUAAGAUGUGUGUGGUCAUCCCCUUCUUCUGUGUCUUCAUGUAUUGCAUUAUUCUGAUGCUCUACACUUUUUACUCACAAAGGCAGUUCUGGCAGAGUGGCCGCUACGUAUUGUUUGCCCACAUGCUAGUGAACGAUACCAUCCACCUCUUUUUCGGUAUAGUGUUAUUCCUUUUGUUCAAGGCCGAAGUCCAAAUCCCUUUUGUGUACUGCCAACUCCUAAUAUUCAUAUCUAGUGUAUCUUACAUGGUCACCCCCAUCAAUUUGGCGACCAUGUCUCUGGAGCGCUACAUCGCUAUCUGCAACCCACUGCGGCAUGCUGAAAUAUGCAGGGUGGAGAGAAGCUGGAUUGUGAUAUCAGUGUUUUGGAUCAUUAGUUGUGUCCCUUCCAUUGCGCACUUUUCUUUGGAAGGACCGUUGGCUGAUAAAGAUAUUUAUCCUGGAACACUCUGCAGAAAGCAGAAUGCUAAUUCAUCACCUAGUCAAAAACUUGCAAAUGUCAUCACUAGCGGACUGUGUUUUGCUGUGGUUGUCAUCAUUGUUCUCUACACUUAUGUCAGAAUCUUGCUAGAGACUAGGAAAGUCAGGGCAGAUAAAGUUUCUGCUAUGAAAGCUCUCAAAACGGUACUAUUGCAUGGGAUUCAGCUGGGUUUAUGCAUGCUAUCAUUCACCUACCCUGUCACUGAAGAUAUCAUUCAACGUCAGGACAUUUGGUUUAAGGACCAUAUCGGCUUUUUAAAUUACUUUUCUUUCAUGUUGAUGCCGAGGUUUCUCAGCCCCUUAAUAUAUGGGGUGCGGGAUGAGGCUUUCAAAAAACAAAUGAAACAAAACUUGCCUUGCUAUUCCUCAAAAAUGACACCUGAGUAA
Polyodon spathula (Mississippi paddlefish) is the source of this 936-nucleotide messenger RNA. It is a transcript of the gene or95a1, whose product is annotated as odorant receptor, family 95, subfamily A, member 1. Gene Ontology annotation, cellular component: membrane. Gene Ontology annotation, molecular function: G protein-coupled receptor activity. Bases 1 to 936 code for a protein of 311 amino acids. Lineage: Eukaryota; Metazoa; Chordata; Actinopteri; Acipenseriformes; Polyodontidae. The record is from RefSeq and is a predicted model, not a curated record. The transcript has a single exon. Gene Ontology annotation, biological process: G protein-coupled receptor signaling pathway.